UGCCAGGCACUGUGACAAAGAAGCUGUUGUGCUUCUGUCCUUCCGGAGAUGCAGUUUGGGUCUUCAUUUAUGUUUCUCCAGCAUUGGACGAACAGUCAAGUCUACUCCUUCAGCCAGCAACCCCAGGACCAAGUGGUGGUGUCAGGACAGCCAGUGACUCUGCUGUGUGCCAUCCCUGAAUAUGAUGGCUUCGUCCUGUGGAUCAAAGAUGGCUUGGCUCUGGGCGUAGGCAGAGACCUCUCAAGUUACCCCCAGUACCUGGUGGUGGGGAACCACCUCUCAGGAGAGCAUCACCUGAAGAUCCUGAGGGCUGAGCUGCAGGAUGAUGCCGUGUAUGAGUGUCAGGCCAUCCAGGCUGCCAUCCGGUCCCGCCCUGCACGCCUCACAGUCCUGGUGCCACCAGAUGACCCCAUCAUCCUAGGGGGGCCUGUGAUCAGCCUUCGGGCAGGGGACCCCCUCAACCUCACCUGCCAUGCAGACAAUGCCAAGCCUGCGGCCUCCAUCAUCUGGCUUCGUAAAGGAGAGGUCAUCAAUGGGGCCACCUACUCCAAGACCCUGCUUCGAGACGGCAAACGUGAGAGCAUUGUCAGCACACUCUUCAUCUCCCCGGGAGACGUAGAGAAUGGACAGAGUAUCGUGUGCCGAGCCACCAACAAAGCCAUCCCUGGAGGAAAGGAGACCUCAGUCACCAUAGACAUCCAGCAUCCACCGCUUGUCAACUUGUCGGUAGAACCACAGCCGGUAUUGGAGGACAACAUCGUCACGUUCCACUGCUCUGCAAAGGCCAACCCAGCUGUCACUCAAUACAGGUGGGCCAAACGGGGUCAAAUCAUCAAGGAGGCAUCUGGGGAGCUGUACAGGACCACCGUGGACUAUACAUACUUCUCAGAGCCUGUAUCCUGUGAAGUGACCAAUGCCCUGGGCAGCACCAACCUCAGCCGCACAGUGGACGUAUACUUUGGUCCUCGGAUGACCUCAGAGCCUCAGUCCCUGCUGGUAGAUCUGGGCUCAGAUGCCGUCUUCAGCUGCGCAUGGAUUGGCAACCCGUCUCUGACCAUCGUGUGGAUGAAACGGGGUUCUGGUGUGGUCCUGAGCAAUGAAAAGACCCUAACCCUAAAAUCUGUCCGCCAAGAGGAUGCUGGGAAGUAUGUGUGCCGGGCUGUGGUGCCCCGGGUAGGAGCUGGGGAGAGAGAGGUGACCUUGACAGUCAAUGGACCACCCAUCAUCUCCAGCACACAGACCCAGCAUGCCCUCCAUGGAGAGAAGGGGCAGAUCAAGUGCUUCAUCCGGAGCACACCACCGCCUGACCGAAUUGCCUGGUCCUGGAAGGAGAACGUGCUGGAGUCAGGGACAUCAGGGCGUUACACGGUGGAGACAGUGAACACCGAGGAGGGCGUCAUUUCCACACUGACCAUCAGCAACAUUGUGCGUGCUGACUUCCAGACCAUAUACAACUGUACAGCCUGGAACAGCUUUGGCUCGGACACAGAGAUCAUCCGACUCAAGGAACAAGGUUCGGAAAUGAAGUCGGGAGCCGGGCUGGAAGCAGAGUCUGUACCAAUGGCCGUCAUCAUUGGGGUGGCCGUAGGAGCUGGCGUGGCCUUCCUCGUCCUAAUGGCAACCAUUGUGGCCUUCUGCUGUGCCCGUUCCCAGAGAAAUCUCAAAGGUGUUGUAUCAGCCAAAAAUGAUAUUCGAGUGGAGAUUGUACACAAGGAGGCAGCUUCUAGUCGGGAGGCUGAGGACCACACCACCAUCAAGCAGCUGAUGAUGGACCGAGGUGAAUUCCAACAAGACUCGGUGCUGAAACAGCUGGAGGUGCUCAAAGAAGAGGAGAAGGAGUUUCAGAACCUGAAGGACCCCACCAACGGCUACUACAGUGUCAACACUUUCAAAGAACACCAUUCAACUCCAACCAUCUCCCUGUCCAGCUGCCAGCCAGACCUGCGUCCCACAGGCAAACAGCGUGUGCCCACAGGCAUGUCCUUCACCAACAUCUACAGCACCUUGAGCGGCCAGGGCCGCCUCUACGACUAUGGACAGAGGUUCGUGUUGGGCAUGGGCAGCUCUUCCAUUGAGCUUUGUGAGCGGGAGUUUCAGAGGGGCUCCCUCAGCGACAGCAGCUCCUUCCUGGACACGCAGUGCGACAGCAGCGUCAGCAGCAGCGGCAAGCAAGAUGGCUACGUGCAUUUUGACAAGGCCAGCAAGGCUUCAGCCUCCUCUUCCCAUCACUCCCAGUCCUCUUCCCAGAACUCCGACCCCAGUCGACCCCUGCAGCGGCGGAUGCAGACUCACGUCUGAGGACCACGCACUGUGGUGGGGGAUGGGCCAAGGAAGAGGACAGGGUGCGUUCUCGUUCUCCAAGGACUGGGGCUACUUUGCAGAGGACCCUAGAACUGGCCACCUCCGGGGUGGUCUCCAAGCACCUCUGUUAACACCUUCCGUCAAAGCUCUGAUCAAGCACAAAUCUGGCUCCCACGUGGGAAAUGGAGAGUGUGCCACUGAGUGCUUAGUGCUCAGGGCCUCUGUCUGUUGCUCUUCCCUAAAGGUCCCUCAACCACCUCGUCCUCCCAUGGGCACUAGUGGCAGCUAGAACUUUGCUUUUCUGAAACUGCCGUUCACUUUCCUAGCUCCUCCUGCUGCCCAUAAGCCAUCCCUGGUGCCUGUAAUUCCUUACAGCCUUGGGGAACGGAGGACUUUUUCCUAGCACCGAGCUACUCUGGAGACCCCAGCCUCUCCACUGUGCAUAGCCUAUACCACAGAGGCUGGGGGCUGAGGAAUGAUCUGACCAGAGGAGCAUCUGCCUGGGAGCUCGCCCCCACGUUGUUUGGUGUUUGUGUCCGUAUUCUUGCAGUUCUGUUCUUGGACUUGAUGUCUCUGAGCUCAGAGGUGGGACUGGCCCAUCAGAGUCUAGUGUCCUCAGAGCUGAGGAAGGGAAGGAGGGAGAAUGUGAACACCUGGAGAGCAGCUGGCCCAACACACCCUGUGCCAGGCUGUGAAGUUCAGAGCCCCCGCCCUCAUCCUCACCCCCUGCUCCGUGUUCUCCCUUCCUUCCCACAGCACAAUUGAGCUAAUAUGAGGAGUGUGAGAGCUUCUCUUGUCAGGGUUUCUUGAACAGCUACUGCAGCGUGCUUCCUGGGAGAUGUGGGUUUGGGGGGGGGGUGAGAUCUAGGCUGGAGGAUGAGACACACUCUUUCAGCUGACCACAAGGAACGAUGAUCCAUUCUCCGGUAGACAGGACUCUGUGCAAGAGGGACAGUUUCCUUCACAUCUCCUUCCCCUCACUCCCCACUUAAGAAUAAACCUUAGGGCCA
Messenger RNA from Apodemus sylvaticus (European woodmouse), 3311 nucleotides. It is a transcript of the gene Kirrel3, whose product is annotated as kirre like nephrin family adhesion molecule 3. Gene Ontology annotation, cellular component: cell-cell junction. The record is from RefSeq and is a predicted model, not a curated record. Lineage: Eukaryota; Metazoa; Chordata; Mammalia; Rodentia; Muridae. The transcript has 16 exons. Gene Ontology annotation, biological process: synapse assembly; cell-cell adhesion. Gene Ontology annotation, molecular function: cell adhesion molecule binding. The coding region runs from base 49 to 2298 and encodes 749 amino acids.